Molecule: messenger RNA, 315 nt
Organism: Adineta ricciae
Lineage: Eukaryota; Metazoa; Rotifera; Eurotatoria; Adinetida; Adinetidae
Source: the annotation of a GenBank genome assembly
AUGAAUCAGAACAUACUGACGAUGAAAUCAUGUACACUUAUUUUCUACCUCAUAUGUCAGCAACGUCGAUGUCACACAUUUUCGUUGGACAGACUGAUACAUUACUCAAAUCAAAUGACGCCAUCGUUUCGAUUUGUUAUAUUGAUAAUCGCGUUGUCAUACGUCUUCGUCAACACUGCAAUGUGUGCUGAAGCAAAUCCAUUAGAUUCUUGGUCUAUAGAAGACUGUGCCAAAGCUUUCGCAUCCAAAAAUAUAUUAAGAUGUAUCGUUGCCGGAUUCAAAUGUCCUAAGAGAUUCCACGCUUCAUGUACAUAG